Molecule: messenger RNA, 1365 nt
Organism: Seminavis robusta
Lineage: Eukaryota; Bacillariophyta; Bacillariophyceae; Naviculales; Naviculaceae
Source: the annotation of a GenBank genome assembly
AUGGGCUACGACGCCAAUCUAUUCACUCAGAAACACGCGGACAAUGAUGUCAUUUGCCAGCAAUGCUACAAUGUCCAAGAGGAGCCGAUGAUCGUCUGCGUGAGAGAGCACAUUUUCUGCAAAGUCUGUGUCGAUACCUGGAUCGGCAAAGGGAGAAAGGACUGUCCCAGUUGCCAUCUCAACAUGCUCCAAGAAACAAUCUCAAGCAAACGACUGGAGUCGAAGGUCAUGUCGCUGCAGGUUCGCUGCCCCGAAAAGGACUCGGCCGCAGGCGGCGAUGCCAUCAAUUGCCACCAUGGGCAUCGAAACGAAACCGCCUUGGAACCAAGACGCUCGCUUCGCCGCAGCACACUCGCGAAACGCACCAAGCGAGAAGCAAACAAUGUUGAUGUAUUAAAUACAUCAUCAGCGGUUUUUCGUCCUACGCAGUGCCCAUGGGUGGGUACUCUGACGGACUACUUGGAAAAGCACAAACGAAACGAGUGCGAUUAUUGCAGUGCCAGCUGCCCUUUUUGCAACGAGCUGGUCAAGGUUUCCAAGCUCAAACUACACAAGGAAGACGAGUGCCGUGAACGAUUCGUUCAAUGCUCUUUGUGCAAAGGCGUCGUGAAGUCGCGUGCAAUGAAGACCCACAAGACCUUGUUUUGUCCAUCGAGGCCAGUCCGAUGCAAGCAUUGUCAUGCGAAGAUUCCGUUCAAGGACCUCGGCACUCGUACCCACGAUCCGUCCAAUCAAAACGUCGUGACGUUCACUGGCCACAUGCUGGUGUGCCCCAAGGCCAGUGUACCUUGCGACUUUGCUCGCUACGGAUGCAAAGCCAUGGUGAACCGGGAUGAGAUGGAAACUCACCGCCACGACAGCGUUCAUACAGAGUUGAUGUUCAAGAAACUUGCUAUUAUAGAAGACGAGGAACCUUGGCAAAAGAUGAACCUAAGUUGGCGUCUUAGUUCAAAAGAAAUAUCUGAAAUGAAGGAGACGAACACAACUCUUUCGAAACAGAUCGUUUUGGGGGAGUUCUCUGUAAUUCUUGGCAUCGAGUGCCGAGGCGCAAAUGGAGACAUAUGGGUUCACAUUCGUGCUAAAUGUGAAAUCACGAGAUUCAUCACGAGGUUCCGUCAGGUAACUGUUACGCUUGGAAAAGGGUCCACAAAGACUUCUUGGAGUUGGGACAACGACCACAACAAUGGUGGUUCUCUUGAACCAGGCGACUUGGAAGAUGCAGAGGGCAUCUUCCUCCUGGCGCUUAAUCAAGUCAGUGGCACAGAGAACUGCUGCUUUGAUAUGCUGGAGAAAGCCACUGAACUCGGUGAAGGCGACUUGACCAUGACGUUCCAAGUGCGCAAGCCCCAUACAAUCGUGAUCUGA